UAUUAAUGUUUUCUCUGAAGCCACAUCUCAUCUGCGUCUUGUGGACAACUAGCUAGAGUCAUGGCCUUUUUGAGCAUGUAUCUUGUAGUUUUCUUGGUGUUGUUUGGUUGGGAUGUGAGAUACCAAGUUGAUGCUUUCCAAUCCAAGCCCACGGGUAGAAAUACUAGUAGAGGCUCUACUAGAACAAGCAUUGAGUCUUCUGUUUCCAGUCCUCAACCCGAUCCUAAUGCUGCUGACAGUCUCAGUCCUGAAGACAGUCAGUCCAGGUUGACUACUACUAGUACAUGCUCUACUAUUAAUAGUAGUAGGGAUGAAGAUGCUUCUACUGAAAACUUUUUGCUGCAGUUUGUGUCUGGUUUGACUCCCGCAGAGUUUGUGUUUUUGACGGGCAUGUUGCUCAUGAUGGCCACAAUCACUCCUCUCCGAUCCUCGGCCGUCGAUGGAAAUAUUGAAGCGGGACAACAGCUCUUUGACAAUAACUGCGCCUCUUGUCACAGAGGUGGACAGAAUAUCAUGAAACCUGCAAAGACUCUCCUACAAAAAGACCUACAAGCAAACCUAGGAAACUCCAAUCCGGACACUCUACAGAAAUUCUUCACAACAAGCACGCAACACAAAUUUCUAAACUUUCCAAAUGUGGAAGGAGGAAAACUGUCAGAAACAAACGUUGUUGAUGUCACCGCAUUCAUCUCGGAUCAAGCUCAGCAAGACAAGUGGAACUAAACAACCUCACUAGAACUUCUAUGAUAUCACUAUAGCUAGCAAAAUGAAUGAUC
Messenger RNA from Seminavis robusta, 776 nucleotides. Lineage: Eukaryota; Bacillariophyta; Bacillariophyceae; Naviculales; Naviculaceae. The record is from the annotation of a GenBank genome assembly.